Molecule: messenger RNA, 1645 nt
Organism: Drosophila rhopaloa
Lineage: Eukaryota; Metazoa; Arthropoda; Insecta; Diptera; Drosophilidae
Gene: Cndp2
Product: cytosolic non-specific dipeptidase
Exons: 6
Coding region: 130-1560 (476 amino acids)
Biological process (GO): proteolysis
Molecular function (GO): metallodipeptidase activity
Source: RefSeq, a predicted model, not a curated record
AUUCUGUAUUCAUUACUUUUUGUUGUAUUUGCUAUAUAAGCGCGCGCCGACUUUGGUUUGGAUUUAAAUUGGUACGACCCGCAGACUGUUGCAGUUCGUCUUGCAGUCCGAAAGAUAAUAACAAGUACGAUGGAUGACAAUAAACUCCAGGAAUUCUUUGCCUUCGUUGAUGGCAAAAAAAGCGAUUACAUACAUGCCCUGAAAACUGUUGUGGGGAUUCAGUCCGUUUCUGCUUGGCCCGAUAAGCGCGGCGAGAUUGAUCGCAUGGUGGACUGGACCGCUGAUCGGCUGAGGACCUUGGGCACCGAGAUCGAGCUAGCGGAUGUGGGCAAGCAGACCUUGCCGAACGGUGAGAUAAUCCCCCUGCCAAAGGUCCUGCUUGGAACUCUGGGAAAGGACACCACUAAGAAAACCGUGCUGGUGUACGGACAUCUGGAUGUACAGCCUGCCCUGAAGGAAGAUGGAUGGAAUACCAAUCCAUUCGACCUUACCGAGGUGGAUGGCAAGUUGUUUGGUCGCGGUGCGUCAGACGACAAGGGACCAGUCCUAUGCUGGAUCCAUGCUAUCGAGGCUUACCAGAAGCUUAACAUUCCACUGCCAGUAAACGUUAAGUUCGUUUUCGAGGGGAUGGAGGAGAGCGGAAGCGAAGGACUCGACGACUUAUUGAUAGAGCGCAAAAACGAUUUCCUAGGUGAUGUUGAUUAUGUUUGUAUCUCCGAUAACUACUGGCUGGGAAAGAAGCGUCCCUGCCUGACAUAUGGGCUCCGAGGACUAGCAUACUUCCAAGUGGAGGUGGAAUGCUCGAACAAAGAUUUGCAUAGUGGAGUGUUCGGGGGCACCGUUCACGAAGCAAUGCCAGAUCUGUGUCACUUGCUCAGCGUUCUCGUCGACAAGGAUACGAAGAUUUUGAUUCCUGGAGUGGAUCGCGACGUGGCUCCCCAGCUAAAGAACGAGCAAUCAAUUUAUGAGAACAUUGACUUCGAAGUAUCUGAGUACAAGAAAGACAUUGGUGUUGACCAGUUGCCGUAUAAUGGCGACAAAAUUAGGCUGCUUCAAGCCAGGUGGCGUUAUCCCAGCCUAUCGAUUCAUGGAAUCGAAGGUGCAUUUUAUGAGCCAGGCGCAAAGACCGUUAUUCCAAAGAAGGUUAUUGGAAAGUUCUCCAUUCGCCUUGUGCCCGACCAGGACCCAAAGCACAUUGAGGAGUGUGUUGUUAACUACCUUAAUGAUAAGUGGGCCGAACGUGGCUCGCCCAACAAAAUGAAGGUUGUUAUGCUCUCGGCUGGCAAGCCCUGGACUGAGGAUCCAAACCAUCCGCACUAUGAGGCUGCGAAACGGGCCAUUAAGCAUGUUUUCAAUGUAGAACCGGACAUGACUCGCGAGGGGGGCUCUAUUCCAGUAACGUUAACAUUGCAAGAAGCCACUGGCAAAAACGUCAUCCUUGUGCCAGUAGGAGCAUGUGACGACGGGGCCCACUCUCAAAAUGAAAAGAUCGAUAUAUACAAUUACAUCGAAGGCACUAAACUUCUUGGAGCCUAUCUGCACGAAGUGGGAAAAUUAUAGGAAAGCGGACUAACAUAUUCCAUUUUAACACGAAAAGCAUCACAAUAGUGCACUUCUUAUAAUAAAUAUUGGACUCAGUCCUAUA